AUGUGCUCUCACGGUAUUCAAACGUGCCUCCAAAUUCCCGUUCCUCUAUCGAUGAAAGACCUAGCCCAUGCUCCGCCGGUCUGUCUUCCUACCCGCGGAGAUCACGAAGCUAUUGAGAUACUCGAGAAAUUCGGCAAAGCUCUACUUCGGCCUGAAGACGAACUCACUCAAGCGCAGAACUUAGCAGCCGGCUUUUCAGACAUAGUGGUUAUAUUGGAACGUCCACGUCACAGAAGAAACCACAAAUUCGACGUUAGUUUCGAAGACUUUGUCCAAAGUUGCGGGACUCUGUUAGCAGUCGACGAACUCAUUCGCUUCGCUACCAAAGGUGCCCGAAGCAUACAUACUGUCACCGUACUGGACGCAUUUUCCUAUCGACCUGAUAAAUAUACAACAGACGAAGAUAAAACAUGUCAUGAAGUCCUCGCACAAAUCCUGAAAGUGAAGAAACCAAAAGUCAUAUUAAGAUGCCACCGUGACGCAUAUUGCGACGAAUGGCUGAAGCAAAUCGAGCUGCCGGGAGACAGUUAUCAACUGGAGCGCAAGGAAAUCUCUAUCUUUAACGGUCAUAGCACAGUCGUGCUACAAUCUUUUCAUCCAUCAUGCGCCGUGAAUAAUGCCGACUGCAGACCUGAAUAUAGGGCCUUAUUGAUGUACCACUUUGUGGCUGCAUUUUCCGAACUGACCUCCAAGUUUACUCUUCCGGAAACGGCGGAAGGGAUAAGAAAGCUGUGCCUCAAAAAGGGCGAAAGAAAGCCCGAGGACAUUUGCGAGUACGAACCAUGGCAAGCUGCGAGUCUCAUCUCACGGGUGCUAGAAAGGCCAUAUCAAGGCCUGAUUGAUGUGCAAUUUAUUGAUAUUGCAGACGAGACCCCAUAUGAAAGUCGCAACACACAGGGUCAAGCGUUCAAUGCUUUGUACGGGUCGUUGAAACGGUUGUUUGGGAAUGCCAAUUCCUUUGGGGGUCUUGCUAUCGCAAAAACCGUCUUGUUUCUCUGGAAGCGACAUUUCGAAGAAGAUCCGUUAUAUAACCACGUAAUGUCGUGGCUUAUAUUACGCGGCAAUGAGCAAAAGGAUUGGUUCGCCUGUGAGACUUAUCUAGUAUCCGACGAACGCACUAUAGAAGAGAAAUUAUCGGGACUUCAGUUAUCAACACCAUCUAUCAUACACGACAUCCUGGCAGUCAAAGACGAGCUCUUAAUAUUACUCUGUCAGGCAUCUGCGACUUGUAUAAGAGGCGAAUAUCUUGCGGAUGACUCUCGCGCUCGAAUAAUCGAUGCUUAUGAGAAGCACAAUGAGCUCGCUCGCAGAUAUCUAGGCGAACUGUCGAUGAGUGAUGUCAAUCAUGCAAUGCAUAUAAGGGCUUUGUUGGUUUCUUGCGAGAUGUCUUUAUCAACAGUCACCGACGAGACUUCUAUACCGGGGAAGAAAGUGUACCUCGAUGCCAUGCGCUGCGUCAGAGAAUUGGACGGGUCUAUUGACUCUACUUUGCUAAGACUGUAA
Molecule: messenger RNA, 1503 nt
Organism: Aspergillus puulaauensis
Lineage: Eukaryota; Fungi; Ascomycota; Eurotiomycetes; Eurotiales; Aspergillaceae
Exons: 1
Coding region: 1-1503 (500 amino acids)
Source: RefSeq, a predicted model, not a curated record